AUGGAGCCUGAAACCGAUCCAAAAAGGGACCAAAGAACUGUUUUUGCGUACCUUAUGUAUUUGAAGGCAACGAAGAGAAAUUUUUAUGAAUUCUUCUCGAAAGCAGGCAAGGUCAUGGAUGUUCGACUAAUAAUGGAAAGAAAUUCAAGGCUGUCAAAAGGGGUUGGGCAUGUUGAGUUCUACGAUGAAUUAGCAUUGCUUACACAGAAGAUAAAUCGCACUGGUAUUGCCAGAAGCAUUGCAGGCUGUCUUGGAGUACCUUUGCUAAAUGGGUCAGCUCCAAAUCAACAAUUCAUUAGCUUGCCUGUCAAUGGGCAAACUACUAUGGGAGCAGCAGCACUUCAAACACCAGCUUUACCUUCCCUUGCCUAUGGUUAG
Messenger RNA from Populus nigra (black poplar), 378 nucleotides. RefSeq lists its product as uncharacterized. Gene Ontology annotation, biological process: mRNA processing. The transcript has 2 exons. The coding region runs from base 1 to 378 and encodes 125 amino acids. Gene Ontology annotation, molecular function: RNA binding. The record is from RefSeq and is a predicted model, not a curated record. Gene Ontology annotation, cellular component: nucleus. Lineage: Eukaryota; Viridiplantae; Streptophyta; Magnoliopsida; Malpighiales; Salicaceae.